GUGUGUAUGUGUGCGUGCGUGCGUGAGGUGGGCCGGAUGUGGCGAGGAGAACCCCUGUCCCACAUUCAGACACAGACCCCCAUCGUCCUCCACAGCAGAGUCGACAGAAAUCCAGACAGGACAGACCGAAGGAAGGAGAAAAGAAAGAUGGUGAAACAAGUUGUCCGGAUCCACGUUGGGAUGCUGUUUUUGGCUCUGGGUCUGCACUUGGGGGCAGCUGCUGCAGCCAUGCUGAAAGGUGACAAGGCCCAGGAUGGAAGUGGCGGCGGCGACACCAUCAGCCACUCCCUGACCCUGGUGCAGCGCCUGGAGGCCUUGUUGGCUCAGGGGAACGGCAGUGACGUGUCGCUCAGGGUGGAGACGCCCAGCGCGGACGAGGUGAAGGUGAUCCAGUCUCACUCGCUGGUGCUCUCCCUGCAGAGCCCCGUGUUUGAGGAGAUCCUGGUGAGCCGCAACGGCAGCACGCUGGUCCUGAAAGAGAGCUCCGACUGCGCUGCCGUGUUUGACAAGUUCAUUAGGUAUCUGUACUGUGGAGAGCUCUCUCUGCGUUUGGACCAGGCGAUACCUUUACACAAGCUGGCCACUAAGUACCAAGUGAUGGGUCUCCAGCAGGGCAUCACCCAGUACAUGAGCCAGAACGUGGCACGGGAGUCCUCCUCGGGACACGUGGCGGGCUGGUACGAGUACGCGCUGCAGGCCGGCGACGUGACUCUGAGGGACAGCUGUCUUCAGUUCAUGGCCUGGAACCUGUCGUCGGUGCUGCGGAGCGGAGAGUGGGUGACCAUCAGCAGCCAGCUGCUCAUGUCCCUGCUGCAGCGCUCGGACCUGGUCCUGCAGAGUGAGAUGGAGCUCUUUGCGGCGCUGGAGGCCUGGAUUAUUCAGAAUGAGCCGGACGGUUUGACAGCGGAGAACGCACUGAGAGCCGUGCGUUACGCCAUGAUGCCGCCGCGGGAGCUCUUCCGCCUGCAGACCCAGUCAUCGGUCCUGGCUCGCUAUCAGGAGUCGGUGCGUGAUCUGCUGUACAUGUCCUACCAGUUUCACUCUGCGUCGCCACUGGCCAUGGCCAAAUACUUUGACGUGAACUGCAGCCUCUUCAUGCCCAGGAACUACCUGUCGUCGGUGUGGGGGUCUGCCUGGAUCAUCAGCAACCCCUCGCGAGACGACCGCAGCACCAGCUUCCAGACCCAGCUGGGGCCCAGUGGCCAUGACUCCAGCAAGCGGGUGACUUGGAACGCCAUGUUCUCGCCACGCUGGUUACCCCUCAGCAUGAGGCCGAUGUACACGGAGACGGGCGCCAUGCAGCCGACACGCGUUGAUGGAGGGAGCCCUCGCAUCAUCAUCACGCCGGCCACAUCCAGCGCCGAUUUCGCCGGGGUGAACUUCCAGAAGACGGUGCUUGUGAUGGCUCAGCAGCAUGGGAAAGUGGUGGUGAAACACGUCUACAACUUCCACCAGAGCACGGAAGAAAACGGCGAUUUCUUGGCCGAAGCCGACCUGUACCGCCGGACGUCGGAAUACCUCAUCGAUAGCUCGCUCUUCCUCCAUAUUGUGGUGAAGCCGCUGUACCAAACCCUUCUAACCAGCAAGAACUAAGCUGUAUGGUGUAUGAUGUACACAUGUCCCCCAGAUGAACACACACACUGUAGUUUAUUUUGACUCAAUCUCACACACACCGUCCUGCUGCCACAAAUACUCACUAGAGCACCAAAUGUGGAUUAAUCCGCCGCUGAAAAUAGUCCCCAAAAAAUGCGCUAUUUACUCCUGUUUGAGUGAUGUUUGCUAAAAACUACAGUGACCAGCUGUUUCAAGAAAUUACUGAGCAUUUUAAAAAAAAAACAUUUUUUAAACAUUUAAAAUUUUUAUUUUAUUUGUGAACCUUUUUUUUUCUUUUUCUUUUUUUAAGAUUUCAGUAGGAACCAAUGUUCUUGGGGCUGAGAGCCAUAGACGGGCAGUCGGAAAAAACAGCCGAACACAUUGUAGGUUUCAGUCUUUUCAGGGGAUUUGUUUGACAAUAAGAAAACAUAUAGAAUAUCGCCAGCCUUAUCCUUUAUGCUUGAGGUGCUGUUCCUGCUACAUUUUCUCUGUAUUGUUUUUAAAUGUUGGUGCUAUUUUACAUAAUUUACACUUAAAGGUCACAGUUUUAAUUCCUCACCCAGUAAGCACUGAUUUUGGGAUUUGUAGUUCAAACUACAUCUAGAUGUUGAGGUUUAAACUGUUAACAUAUAACAGCUGUUUCAACUGCCUACAUGUCAACAAGUUGUUCGGACUUGCCGACACAAGUUGUUGAGAUGUUCAUGAUUCCUUAAAUCGAAACAGGUGUGAUGUUUUGAAUAUGCAGAAAGUUUUGAACAAUACAAGAGAAUAAUGAUUUCCUUCACAUAACGAAUGACAUUUUUCUCCAUAAAUUGUUGCAUACAAAUUCGCGAGAAUGCAGGAAGUGUUUGAUGCUCCAAAUGUUCUGGGGGAGGAUCCCCAGGCCCCUGGUUAUAAUGU
Messenger RNA from Perca fluviatilis (European perch), 2493 nucleotides. It is a transcript of the gene btbd17a, whose product is annotated as BTB/POZ domain-containing protein 17. Gene Ontology annotation, molecular function: protein binding. Bases 7 to 1593 code for a protein of 528 amino acids. The transcript has 4 exons. The record is from RefSeq and is a predicted model, not a curated record. NCBI's taxonomy places the organism in Eukaryota, Metazoa, Chordata, Actinopteri, Perciformes, Percidae.